AUGGCGAAGUUCCAGACUUCGACCAAUCUCUCCUCGAUCCUCAUCCAUGUACUUCUUUUCCUCUUGAACCUCGUCUCCGGCUACGCGAUCUACACCCCGGACGAUGUUGGCCUUUACAUGAACGAUACCUCCAUGGCUCCGAACGGCUCAUUUUUCUCAAUCAACAGCAAUGCAAACGAUGGCUACAGUGCUAAUUGGGUUGCAAGGUGGGCUGCUAUUGGCGACAGCUUCACUGCCGGGAUCGGUGCGGGAAAUCUGUGGUCAAAGAACGCCGACGAUGUCGCGUACUCUCGUUACGACAAGUCGUAUGUCGGCGUCCUGGACCGCGCCUUUGGCGAUUCGGUGAAACAUUUCCAGUACCUUGCAUGCAGUGGCGCGCGCACUUCCGACAUCGUGGAACAAGCGAAGAAGCUGGAAUCUGACAUGGACCUUGUCGUCAUGACGGCUGGGGGUAACGACCUCUGCUUGACCGAUGUGAUCAAGUCGUGCAUCAUGCUUCCCUACGGUGGAAAGAAGGGUUGCGAAGACGCCGUCAGCAAAGCCGAGGCGAACAUCGACAGCAUCUUGAAGCCCAACAUCCGCGAAAUCCUGAACGAACUCAACGACAAGAUGAAGCAUGACGGCGUGGUCGUGUACGCCGGGUACGCACAGUAUUUCUACGAUGAAGACAAGGAUGACGACUGCGAGCUCAAGCAGGACUUCACGUUCCCGAGAUCCGGGCUUGGUUACAAGUUGACCUUGGAGAAUCGCCGAAAGUUCAACGAACUCGUGCUCAAGACAAACCGGGCCAUUGAGUCUGUUGUUGAUGAAUAUCGCCAGAAGAGCGGCGUGAGAUACAAGAUCCGUUUUGCUGACUGGAACCCCUGGGUUGAAAGCGACAAGGUUGCUGGACAGAUGUGCUGGCCUGGAACGACAGGAAAGGUCCCGGACCCAAAGCAACCCAACAUCCAAUUCUUCAAGCCCGCCACGAACAGGCCAAACAAGGAAGACCUCAAAAAACGCGACGACGAUCUACUAGACGAUACAAUUGAGCCGGCUCCUGAACCAGCACCUGAGGAACAGCUUGAGGUACAAUCGUUGGCAAAGAGAUGGAAGGAGAGGUUAUACAACUCCAUCUUGUACCGCACUGGAAAUCCCAUGGCCGAAGCCCUGGCUCGCCUGACCCGCAGAGGUCCCAUCAUUCCUCCUGGCUGUCCCACCGACAACGACUACGAUUUUGGCUUUGGCCUGCCGGAUCGUUGGGGUAAAUUCUUCCACCCGAACGAGCUUGGCCACACGACAUUGGCAUCCUUCGUCAUGCACGCAGCCCUGGCGGGGCACUCCGAGGCCAUUGGCGGUAGUUAUUCAGUGUGCAAGUUGCGCGACACAUUCCAGUGCUUUUCGCACAGCCGGGAUUUGGGGGCGAGGUACAUGAGUCCUUCUGUGGUGGAUGCCACCUACCAAAAGUACUGCGAGGAGGUGGUCGAACACGCAUCCCCCAACUGGAUCGACCAACGCGUGUUCAACGAGGGCACCCACGAAGCGCACAUGUACACGAUUCAGCUCAGCAAUGGGGCCGCCAAGUUUGACAAGCAGCAAUGUCUUGAUUCAUUCAAGCACAUCAUCUACUCCUGCGACCCGGCCCAGUACCCCAAUGCCUAUGGCUAUAAGCACGGAGGGAAAUACACACGAGGUAGCUACACCUAUCAGUUGGAAUCUGUCUCUCCACACCCUCGGACUUGGCCCCUUGAUAAGCCCAGAGGUAAAUGCGAAGGGUGGUACAAGGUCGCCUUUUCGAGAUAUACCAUGCGAGGGGCUGGAUGGGGUGCGGACAAAGGGGAGAAACUGAAGGCAAGCAUCAAAAGUUGCAUUGGGCUGGGAUUGACUGAUUAUCACUUCCAAUGGCUCGAUAAGCCGGACAAGGAUGGCAUGGAAUGGAAGGCCACGUUCAACACCCCGGUUUUCACGCGCAGGCGGUGCUUCAACAACAACAAGGUGCAGAAGAAAGCUGGUGGUAUCACUGAUGGAUGCCAGGGCAAUGAUUAG
This is a messenger RNA of Aspergillus terreus NIH2624, 2025 nucleotides long. RefSeq lists its product as uncharacterized. Gene Ontology annotation, biological process: triglyceride catabolic process. The transcript is spliced from 2 exons. The record is from RefSeq and is a predicted model, not a curated record. Gene Ontology annotation, molecular function: triacylglycerol lipase activity. NCBI's taxonomy places the organism in Eukaryota, Fungi, Ascomycota, Eurotiomycetes, Eurotiales, Aspergillaceae. The coding region runs from base 1 to 2025 and encodes 674 amino acids.